AUGAUCGUCAAGCAGUUGUCACUUGAAGCAAGGAUUGCAGCACUAGCUGGGAUUGUCUUCUUCUCCAUGAUAGCGUCGCGGACUUUUUUGGCUGAGAGGAUUCAGUUGAACAGAUUGAGAUGGCUGCUGAAGUUGCAGAUGGUGCUCUUUGCUAAUGCCCUGAUGCUCAUAGGAUCCAUUCAUAUAUGGAGAAGCACAGUGACGGUGUUCUGCAGAUCGCCAGCUGUUAACUCUUGCUGUUUCACCUUUUGGAAAGUAGCUGUGUUAAUGUUCCUGAUUUUGGCCCACUCAAGCUCUUUUACAAUGCUGUUUCUUGUGGCAGAAGAACCUUAUUUUUUUUCUUUAGCAGCUUAUACCUGUCUUGGAGGUUAUAUCAUCCUUAUCUUCUUCCUCUUCACCCUGGGUUCCUUGGAGCAAGGUUAUAAGCUUUUGGUCUACAGAAACACAAAUUUGGACACAGUCAACAAAAACAGCAAACUAGCAAUGAAAAAAACAGUUCUGGCAGUUAUGGUGACGGUUGCAUUGACUGUUUGUGGUUUCCUGAACGCUUCCCAGCCUCCUGCAGUGAAAUCCGUUGAAAUUACUGUUCACAAACUGCCAUUGUCUAUGGACAAACUGAAGGUGGUAUUGCUGUCUGAUAUCCAUCUCGGGCCCACUGUCGGGAAAACCAAACUUGAAAUGAUUGUAAAGAUGGUUAAGGUUUUAAAACCAGAUAUCACCGUGAUUGUGGGUGACCUCACUGAUUCCGAUGUGAAGGGCCUGGGGUCAGCUGUGGAACCUCUUGGCAAGCUGAACUCCCCUCUGGGAACAUACUUUGUGACAGGAAAUCAUGAGUACUACAGCUCUGAUGUCAACAGUUGGUUUGAGCUGCUGAAAUCACUCAAUGUUCACCCUCUCCACAAUGCGAACGCCAAGAUUGUGUCCUCCAAGGGCAGGGAGAGCGAUUGGUUUUGUUUGGCAGGCGUUGAUGAUAUCGAGGCCAACGUGUUGCGCUAUCCUGAGCAUGGCAUGGAUUUAGAGAAGGCUUUAAGGGAUUGCGAUGUUGAUCGUGCAAUAGUUCUCCUUGCUCAUCAGCCACUUGCUGCAAAAUGGGCAGUCGAAGCUCGGCCAGAUAUAAAUUUGGUCUUAUCUGGCCACACUCAUGGAGGGCAGAUAUUUCCUCUGAAUAUUCUUGCAUAUUUGGUGAAUCCAUUCUUUGUUGGGUUGUAUAAAGUUGGACAGACCACUUUUGUGUAUGUCAGUCCUGGGACCAUGUACUAUGGAAUACCAAUGAGACUGGGAAGUCGAGCAGAAAUAACGGAAAUCAUUCUGCGCUGUCCCUGAUCAGUUCACACCACUUUGUGUUUGAUUUCUUUUGGGUUUGUAUGAUUGAUCACCUUGUGCACAAA
Messenger RNA from Euleptes europaea (tarantolino), 1388 nucleotides. It is a transcript of the gene TMPPE, whose product is annotated as transmembrane protein with metallophosphoesterase domain. Lineage: Eukaryota; Metazoa; Chordata; Lepidosauria; Squamata; Sphaerodactylidae. The record is from RefSeq and is a predicted model, not a curated record. The transcript has a single exon. The coding region runs from base 1 to 1323 and encodes 440 amino acids. Gene Ontology annotation, molecular function: hydrolase activity.